AUGGUAGAGAGUUCUGACUCUGAAACUGUUGAACCUGGAGACUCCGAGUCUGAGUCGAGUGCCCAAAUUCCUUCUCCCAGUAUUCCGAGUCAAGUGUCUGCAGCUGCUCCCGUUGCUUCUUUGAUCUCCAGCGUGCCGUCUCCAGCUGCACCUGUUGCUUCUUCUACCUCCAGCGUGCCAUCUGCAAGCUGCAACGACGUGGGUCAGUACAUCGACGACAUUGCCAAGGGCGUGCAACUGGCAGAUGACGACAAAUAUUGCCUGCUGAAGCAGCAUUUCUCGCCGGACGCUCGCUACGCGUUCCCAAGACACGAUGGCCGAGCGUUUCAGCACCGCUGGCUUCAAACCUACCAGCCCUGGUUGGUGUUCAGUGCCACCUGUGGUGGCGGCUUCUGUUUGCCCUGCGUAUUAUUCGCUCGCUCAUAUCGUGGGUCAUCGCUGGGUGUAUUUGCCAGGCGACCACUGACGAAUUUUCGAAAAGCUUUGGAGUUGCUGGAUGACCGCAUGACGAAGCAGUUCCACCGGGACGCAAUAGUACGAGCGGAUGGAUUCUUAUCUGUAAUGGAUGGAAAGAGAGAGAAUGUCAUCCAGCAAACCAGCACAGCGCUUGCAGACAAAGUGGCAGCCAACCGCAAAAAGCUGACCUCUAUCAUCAAAGUCAUUCUGCUAUGCGGACGCCAGAACUUCCCCCUGCGUGGACAUCGUGACGCUGGCACUGAUGUUGAGCCCGACGGUGCUGCUAACCAUGGGAAUUUCUGGGCUCUCGUGGAUUUCCGCGUCAAUGCUGGUGAUUCGUGUCUUGGCGAGCACUUGUCAACUGCUCCUGCCAAUGCCACGUACAUGUCUGGCGACAUUCAGAACCAGCUUGUCAGCAUCAUUGGUGACCACAUCACACGGCGAAUUGUUGCAAGAGUGCCAAAGGCAGCGAAAUUGUUCACGGUCAUCGCAGAUGAAGUAACAGACGUGUCCAAUAAAGAGUAG
Molecule: messenger RNA, 981 nt
Organism: Sycon ciliatum
Lineage: Eukaryota; Metazoa; Porifera; Calcarea; Leucosolenida; Sycettidae
Exons: 1
Coding region: 1-981 (326 amino acids)
Source: RefSeq, a predicted model, not a curated record